This is a messenger RNA of Loa loa (African eye worm), 2310 nucleotides long. RefSeq lists its product as hypothetical. The coding region runs from base 318 to 1979 and encodes 553 amino acids. The transcript has 14 exons. Gene Ontology annotation, molecular function: translation initiation factor activity; guanyl-nucleotide exchange factor activity; translation initiation factor binding. Gene Ontology annotation, cellular component: eukaryotic translation initiation factor 2B complex. The record is from RefSeq and is a predicted model, not a curated record. NCBI's taxonomy places the organism in Eukaryota, Metazoa, Nematoda, Chromadorea, Rhabditida, Onchocercidae.
GACCUCUUCCGGAAGGUGCUUUCAGGAAAACAGAGCGAGGGAAUGGGGCGGAAAGAAAAUAAGGAAGGGACGAGUGAGGUGAAAGAAGAGCCUAUCAAAGUUUUAAUUAUCGCAGACACAUUUGAUAUCCGUUUUCUUCCCGUCACUUCUGCUUCCUCCAUUAGUUGUUUAAAAGUAGCGAAUAUCGAAAUUUUACAUUACGUGCUGGAAUGGAUCAGUCGAACUGAACUUCGAAAUGUGGUGAUUGCUCUGUCAACGCACUCUGAAAAAGCUGUUCAGCAUAUUAUAGAGUAAAACAUUUCUAUUACUGGAGAGUGAUGUUCGAUUCCCUUAUUGUUGUAUCGUGUCAAAACUGUAUGAGUAUUGGUGAUGCUCUUCGUGAAGUUCAUAGUCGAUCUGUUAUAAAGUCGGAUUUUUUUUUACUCACAACUCCAAUGACUGUUGCCGCAACGGAUCUUAAUACUCAACUCAGUUGUUUCAAGGAGUUAAGAAAGGAUAAGAAUAAUGUCAUGUUAAUCAUUUACGGUGAAUGGAAAAAUGAAUGCCCGGUUAUUGCUUAUGAAAAGAAAAGCGGAAGACUUAUAUUCUACCAUCAAAAAGAUGAUACUUCAAUACUUGAUGUAGACAAGGAUGUGUUUGCAGCUGAUUCCGUUGUUUGCAAUAAUCUUCGAGACACUGGUAUGGCAUUUUGUUCACUUAAUGUGUUGUCACAAUUCAGUGACAACUUCGAUUUUCAAUAUAAAGAAGAUAUAAUUAGAGAAAUUUUGAUUAACGAAGAGAUUCUCGGUCAAAGAAUUUGUAUUACUGUUCUCCCAAAACAAAUUCCGGCAUUUUGUGCUCAUGAUUAUGCGGAUCUCUUACUUAUGAAUAAGCUCAUUUUGCAACGUUUUUUCUUCCCUCUUGUGCCUGAUAAUAUUUCAUUUUCAACUUAUAUAUGUCGGCGAAAUAAUAUUUAUACACCGUCAGACAGUUUGCAGCAUAAUUACCAGACCAAAAGGAAUUUGCCAUUAAUUUUUGAUGGAGCAAAUGUUUUAUUGGGGAAAAACUGUUCGAUCGGUUCGAAUGUAGUGUUAAAAAAUGUUUCAGUUGGUUCUGGAACAUCUAUCGGCAAUGGUUGUGAAAUUGUGGACUGCAUAAUUGGUAAAGAUGUUAUAAUGGGUACAAGCACCUGCUUAUCGGAAUGCUAUAUUGCAGACGAUGUUAUAAUUGGCAGCAAUGUUAUACUUUCCCCGAGAUGUAUCUUAUCUUCCAAGGUGAAAAUACCAGAUGACAGAAAGUUACCAUCAGGAAGCAUUAUUAGUGCAGAAUGUUAUAAUGACAACGAUGAACAGUUUGAAUGUAUUCCAUCGGAAUAUGGAUUUGAAUGGAGAAUGGAAAAUGGAAGUAGUUUUUGGCACGCUACUUGUCCAAAUGUCCGGCGACAUAACACAUCAGUAACAUCCAGAGAAAUGGAUGAUUUAAAAGAGAAUGAACAAGCUAUCGUUGAGAAAGAAAUAGACAGUGUUGAUCGAUUCUACGAAGAAGUUAAAGAAAGUAUGGACAGAAUAGCGGAACAAGAAGAAUGUGAUGACCAGCUGAUGAAAAAUUUAAUUUUAGAAAUCAACAGUUCAAAACUAGCCUACAACAUAACAAUGGAAGACGUAGCGCGCAACGUUUUCUUAUCUUUCCUGUCAUUGUCAGAUACUUUUUCAGAGCUGCAAAAGCUUACGAAAAAUUGGCAUUUAUUGUUCACCAAUUAUUACAAACCAAUAAAAAACCAAAUUCAGGCUCUUGUUGCAGUUGAGGAACAUCUAACAUCUCAUCCUAAUUUCAAAGCAUUGUCUGCGAAAGUGAUACACUUUUUCUAUGAAGAAGAUAUUUUUGAAGAAGAUGCAAUUCUGGAGUGGUAUGAUACUGUACAUAAGAGUGCUCCCAUUAAAACUUUAGUUCGUCCAAUCAUCGACUGGUUGCAACAAGCAUCUGAAGAAUCUGACGACUAACUGUUUAAUUUGAGUAGUCAUGAGGGGAGGAAAUUCUUUUUUGGGAAGAAAUUGGACCACUAAGUGGCUUGAUAGAAAUCUGUGUUAUUUUUUUUUUGAUGGAACUUGAUUUAUUUAUUCAAAUAUUUUCAAUAAAGUAGGAAUUUCCCACUACUUUAUUUUCUCGGAUUUCGUGUGCCAGUGAUAUCAUUAAGGUUGUUGAUUCCAGUGUGAGAAAAAGAAAGAAAGCUAAAAAGUCUUUCUAUGGAUCAUCAGUGUUGUCAUAUCACUCAAGUAUUAUUUCCAUCCUUAUCCUUCAUUUUCUAUCCUUGUGUUUUAUAAUGCUAUGAUU